Messenger RNA from Iphiclides podalirius (scarce swallowtail), 1221 nucleotides. The record is from the annotation of a GenBank genome assembly. Lineage: Eukaryota; Metazoa; Arthropoda; Insecta; Lepidoptera; Papilionidae.
AUGAAGGCUACUUAUUUCCUCUCAGUAUUACUUAUACAAAUCAUAUUUUUGGUCCGUUUUGUUACUCCAGAAGAUGGAACUAUAUACGAGUAUGGGCCGGAUAAUUUUAAAAGCCAAAUUGAAGAUAUGGAUGGAAAUUUUAUAAUGUUUUAUGCACCCUGGUGCCGCCAUUGCACUGAAUUCCAUCCAAUUUGGGCGGAAUUAGCAGAACUUGUAAACACUAAGGGCUCUAAAUUUGCCAUUGCCCAAGUAGACUGCACUAAGCACCCUAAACUAUGUCAUGACAAUGAUAUUACAGGCUACCCUUCAUUGCUGUAUUACCACAGGAAUUCAUUUUCUCCUGUGGAAUUCAAAGGCACACGGGAUCUGCCCUCACUUACUUUGUUCCUUAGCGAAGUUUUUACUUUGAAGUCUGAGGGCAAGCAAGUGAAGAAAUCUGAUGAAGUGAAAAUAUACAGUGGCAUGGCAUACCUGGAUGAUCAAAAUAUUGAGAAGUUUGUGUCUAGAGGACAACACUUCAUUAUGUUUUAUGCACCUUGGUGCAAAAUAUCACAGUCCCUGGCGCCAGUGUGGGCAGACUUAGCGGUUCACUACGCUCAUAAUAAAUACAUCCAAAUCGGAAAAGUGAAUUGCUUGGACAAUGAUAUGACAUGCAAUAAUUUUGACAUCAAGCAAUAUCCCCAUCUCAUCUGGAUUGUUAAUGGAAGGAUUAUUUUACAGGUGGCUGCGACAGAAGUUCUUACGCUAGGACAACUCAAAGCUUACGUGGAGAGGAUGAUCUUGGCCGAUAAUCACGACCCUGAGAAGUUCAUGAGGAAGACAAAAGCGCUGCCGGUGGCAAGGAUAACCGAGGAGACUUUUGAAACAUUUCUAGAAAAAGAUGUUGUGUUUGUUAACUUUUUCGCACCAUGGUGCGCACAUUGCAUGCAGCUCAGCCCGGUGUGGUUGCAACUGGGCGAGACGUUUCUUAACGAGAGUCGCGUUCUGAUCGCCGACGUCGAUUGCGUGCGAUCGAAGAAUAUAUGCGACACGGAAAAGAUACACAGCCUUCCAACGCUCAUUUUAUACAAGAAGAAGAGGAUCGUCAGUGUUGGGAAUCAGAUGGGCGAGUUGGACAAUCUGAUAACACUCGUCAACGAGCAUCUGGAUGGCGACACUGCGGAGAUCGAUGAAACGGUUAUGUCAGCUGAAGAAGAAAAUUCGUACACCAAAGAUGAACUA